Molecule: messenger RNA, 6795 nt
Organism: Nematostella vectensis (starlet sea anemone)
Lineage: Eukaryota; Metazoa; Cnidaria; Anthozoa; Actiniaria; Edwardsiidae
Product: centromere-associated protein E
Exons: 11
Coding region: 103-4770 (1555 amino acids)
Source: RefSeq, a predicted model, not a curated record
UGUUUGAUGGGGAACUUCUGCGGAGUACGGAUCCGGACUGUCAGUUGAGAAACGAAGCCUUCGCCAGCUAGAGCAAGUCUGCAGAGAAAAGAAAGAUGACAUAUGCCACUUGAGUCGUUCUUGAAAAACAUCCGAAUCAAAAUGAGUUCAAGGAAAUCUCGCAGCCAGGCCUCUUCAAUCCCCAUAAGACAGGCAUCAAGUGCGCAGGCGCGAAAAUCCUCGUCCAAGUCUUCCGAGAGAAGCCUAGUAACUAGUCAAAGUUCAAUGGAGGUUAGCUCGGGUCAAGAUAACAGAGAGGUUGUCGAGGAGACCAUUCGUGGCUACACUGAGUCGGUGUAUACUUCAAGUCCACACUCAGGAAAAAGGUACAAAACCGAGAAAACCUCACAGCAAUCUGUGGGAAAUGUUCGCGGCAGAAGCUCAAGACAAUCAGGCAGGAAUGCGGAUUCAAACAAGGCGCCUGCGCAGUCGUCUAUAAUCUACGAGUCCGUGACAAGUAUCCCGGAUGAAGGCAUGAUGAUAAUUUCAGAAGAGAAUCUUCCUUUAGAGCAGGAGGAUGGAUACAAUAAUGGCUCAACGCAGACCAGAAGAGAUGGAGUUUCGUCGUCAAGUUCUCGGAAGUCUGCACAAAGUUCUGAGAAUAGAGGCGGUGUCGUGGUGGAGAGGGCGCUCGAAACCGUCUCGUCCAAUAACCGAGGCCACCGAGAGAGCACUGAGUCGGUGCACGGAAGCAUUAAGGACAGCGGUUAUGCCGAUUCCAACCAGGAUCUUCUCAGUCAGGAUAGCGGCUCGGAAGGCUACUCGGAGACCAAGAUGAUAAAAAGCGUGAGUUUUGAGGCGCUAGACAGCAACAAGGCCUGGCAGCACAGCCAACAUGAACUAGAGUUCGACAUGGCCGAGGAAGACGAAGAGAUCCUUAAGGAAGAGCUUCUUCGAAUCUUUGAUCGGGAACGUUCCACGUUAGAACACUACUACAAACACAAGAUGGCGGACUAUGUGCAGGCUCACAGACGACGACAGUUUGAAGUGGAGGAACAGGCCCGAGUAGAGAGAGGCGAACUAGAACACGAACUGGCACACGAGAAGGCCGAGAUGCAGAAAUGCUUUGCCGAGGAGAUUGCGAAGCUUACCCGAACAUUCAACGACGAGCGAGCUGAGCUUGAAGCGUACUAUAAGGAACAGAUUAAGAGCAUCCGUAGUCAGUACGAAAAGGAUCAGAAGGACUGGGACGAGCGUCUAGUGAAGGAGAGGGUGGAAAUCAGGGGGCGAGUUGAGGAGGAGUUCCAGGCGAAGAUGAGGGCGGAGUUAUCUGACAGCAAGUAUCACGCGAAGAGGACGAUCUCUGACAUGGAGGAGAAACACACGAGGGAGAGGUCAGAAAUAGAGAAGAAACAUAGGGUUGAGUUGGAAGAAAUCGAGAUACGCAUGCAAAAACUCACAUCUGAGUUUCAGACCCUGACAAGGGAGAAGGAGGAGUGGAAGGGCCAAGUACAGGUCCUUCAGGAACGCCUGAAUAAAGAGACGGAGUACAGAUCUGAGGUGGAGAGACUCCUAGACCAGGAGAAGCUGAAUGUCACUAACAUCGAGAUGGUAAAGAGAAAAGAGACCGAAGAGCUGAAGAGUGAGUUGGAAAACGCGAGGGUCGAGCUGGAUGAUCGCAACAAGAGCACGUUGGAAUUCAAGAAAAUGGAAGAAGACCUGAGAGUGAAAGGAAAGGAUGGACUUAGCGGGCAUCUGCGAGAGGAGUUUGAAAAAAUUAUGAAUGAGCACAAACGAAAACUUGACCAAGACUAUGAACAGGAGAAGGAGAAUCUACGACUCAAUGUGGAAUCACAGAGGAAGAAAAUUGAGGAGGACAUAAAAUACGAGAGACAAAAACUUAAAGAGGAAAAUGAUCGAGAAAGAGACGAGAUAAGUAGAGAGAAGAAGGAGGUUGAUAAUGAAAAGUAUCGGGUUUCUAAAGUGAAAGAAGCGGUUGGCUCCUCUUAUCAUACCGGUCACAGUGCUUCCUAUGGAGAGCAUAGGCCAAGGGAUAGUAGCAGAAAUAAAGAUGGAAACUCAUACUCUAGGGAUAACGCAGGUCAAUCUGACAUUGGAAAUGAUAGACCUUCUAUCGACAAGAGAAGGAACGAUGACCAAGGUAUCAAGGAAGAGCAUAUAUUAGCUUGGGACUCCAACUUCAUGGAUUACCCACAAGAAGGGAAUCGUUAUGGAAGAGAUGAUAGAGAAGAUGCAAUGAUCCAUGAGAAUAUCUCCUACAUCAAUGCUAGUCGCACAGGAGAUGAGGGUCAACAAAGAAGGGACGAUAAGAGAGAUGGAAGAAUGGAUGGACGAAAGUCAUACCCAGAAGAGCAUCAUGCUACAGACAGAAGAGACGAGCAACGGUACGGCAAUAGUAAUGACUCACGUAGAGAUGAGAAAUUUACUUAUCAGAGAAGAGAUGGAAGACAAGGGGAGUACAGGAACGCCGAUGCAAGGACGGGUACAUCCUAUGGACCGUACGAGAGCCAAAGAUCAUCGGACAUCAAUCGGAAUGUGACAAACGAAUCCCGAAGAGAUUAUUCGGUUACUACCGAGUCCAAGCAGUAUUAUGUCAAUGCGGAAAAUGAGGAAACAUUGCGAUCUGAGAUCAACGAGUUGAGGAGGGAGAACGAGGGGCUGAAGGCGAAGAUAGAGGCUAUGGAGGAGAAUAUCAAUCUUCACAAGACGUACAAAACAGAGGCUAAGGAUGAGAUUGCGAGACUACAAAAGGCUACAAAUGACUUAAAGGAAGAGCUUGAAGCCCAAGGCAAGGCGAAGUACGACCUUGAAGCAGCAAAAGAAAAGACUCAAAAAUUGGAAUCAAACCUGAAAGACAACAAUGACAAAAUCAAAGAACUCGAGAAGAAACUUCAAGAUGUGACGAGUAAGCUAAAAGAUGCAGAGUCAAAGGCGAGCGAUGAAGAAAAACGAGCGUUAGAGCUAAAGAAUAAGCUUGAUAUUAGCAACAAAAAGAGUACGAAAUAUGAGGGGGUGGAGGAGGGUGAGAAUAGCGUCGCUAGACCCCAGAGGGUUUCAGCGGGUAGUGCAAUACGUCACUCUACACCAAGGUACCAAAAUCAGGACAAGACAGCGAUUAAGGAAGAGUCGCUUUACGAGACAAAUGCCGAUAGCUACACUUACAGUGAGCCUGAGCGCAAAGCCCCUGUCAGCGAUUACUCCAUGAAGGUGGGCCCAGAGCAAGGUUACACUGGGCAUCGCGCUGAUUUUGCCGAAAGACGCACCUACGAAACAAAGCAAGACCCCCACGGAAGCCAAGGUGACAAGCAUCAUAAAACAUCGUAUGAACGCUAUGACUCCUUUGAUGUUCAAAAGCCUCAGCCAUCUGAUGACUUUAACUCAUCAAGGUACUUUGAUACUCACCCCAGCUACAAGCAAGAGUACCCUGUUGAGACCACCUUACCACGUUGUACCCAACAGAAAACGGAUUACAAGACAGGCUCAAAGUCAACUCAACUUGGAAGAUCUUCUCAUUAUUCUACUCGCCCGGAUGCAGCUAACAAGGGUAACUCAGGUUUUUCCAGGUACAACAGUCUAGACACAGGUCUUGAUAGAAUCGGUGGACGGGAAUCAAAGACUGAUGGGUUGACUACGAGUGAUAGGUUUAGUGCUUAUGGGCCGGUGCUGAGUGGCUCACACACUCUAGAACUAAAGAAGAACAAGAAGCUUGAUUGGAAGCAUGGAAGCGAAGCUCGGCAACUUGACCUCAUGGCGGCUGAAAAGAAGUCAAAAUACGAGAAGACGCUUAACGAGAGGAACAAACUACUACAGCUAAUCAAGGAACUUCAGCAGCGCGUAAGAGAGCUUGAAGCAAAGAACUCAAGAACUUCCACAGAACGCGCUCUUGGGGGUUUUUCCUCGAUAACUGGAGCCUCGCGCAGUAGUCAUAUGACACACGACAAGUCAGCUCUUGCGAAACUGAUCCACGAGCUUCAGGUCAAGAUGAGGGAGUUGCUGGAUGCUUUGCAACAGGAGAAGACCUCGUCACUAGAAGCAGAAUUUACGACUGGCAACAAGUCCCAGUACGUACAAGGCAUCGAGGGCAUGCAGCACCGACUGCAACACACGGAUAAUGUCAUAAAUGGCUCCCAUGGCAAUAUCGACGCCGACGUCCUAAGAAAAAUUGAGAAAGAGAUCAGCGCCAUUGGCAGCUUUGUAAGGAGUCACAUGACUGCUGAUGAGGGCCAGCUAACGAACAGAGCAAUGCUGUCAAACCAGUUUGAGCAGUUCGAGAACAGGGAUGAGCAGUUUGACAAGUCUAGCGAUGAGACGGUGAAGAUGCUGCAUUUGCAGAUGGAAAAGCAGGAGUUGGAAAUGAAGCUUUCGAUGGCGAAGGAAGCAAUGAGCGAAUACGUGCUCAAGCUCAACGAUAAGCAGAUUGAUGACCUGCGUGCGGACGCUUCAAUGGGCAGCGGUAUAUCUGAUGCGACACUACGAGAGCUGUAUGAGCGGAACUCUAAGCUAAAGCAGACUUUGGAGUCGUUAGAACAGGGCCAGAUGAGGUCGCUUCACCAAAAUGAGCAGCUGCGCAAACAGACUUCUGAUAUGCAAAACCUGAUUGGACAAUUGACGGAGGAUAUGAAGGGAUGCUCACCUCGGCAUCACGUGAGAGGGGCAACCAAUGGCGACGGAUGUUACACCAUGACGUCACAUUUCCAAUACAAUACCCUGGGUUCCGAGUCACGUGAUGGGUUUUUAUCACGUGAUGAGUCCCUAAGAGACUUAACCUAGUAAACUAUUGUCACUCUGAUUAAUUAGAAGCUGCAUCUAAUAAUCCGGCGAUUAGAUUACUAUAUCCAAAUCCACCAUGCACAUUUUAUAGAUAAAAAAAUAAUUAUUUGAAGCAUUUGUGUCCAUCGGAGGGCAUUACAUAAAAUAGAUCUUCUUGGAUGCCUGUUUUGAAACUCCCAUAAAAAAUGAAAUAAACACAAGCCACAGUCCCUAUGUCCGUUUAAGGUAAUUCCCUUGAAAUAGGUCCACUACCCAGAAUUUUUUAAAACUUGCAAAAACGAUAUUGAAGUCUUUAGAAAAUUAAGUUCUGUUUGUCGAGUUGACAAAAUCUGAUCUCCCAAACAAUAACCCGUAGUAGCUAACGUUCAAAACAAAUCACAUUUUAAGAGAUCGCACUAAAAGACACUGUUUUCGCCACUAUUUAUACGGUAAAAAACGCCAUUUUGAAGUAUUUCUACGGCUUUUAAUAUAUCAUUUUUUCGUGUAUAUUUAACUAUUUGAGCAAAAAAAAAAUGGCGGUAACCGACUUUUUUCUAUCAAAGCAAUGUUAAGUAAAGAACGCACGCCUUUUGCUUUUUAUUAUUUUCUUGUACAACUUGGUAAAGGUAAAUUUGACACCACUGUUUGUUUUUGUGCUUUUUGCAAAACCUGUAUCAAUAGUUCUUAAAUUUUAUUUUUUGCAAAAAAAAAAAUUCCAUAAAUCGCAUUCUAAGACGGCUAAAAUGGCCCUUUGCUGUUUCCCGUGACCUGUUGACCGUGAAUUCACGCCAAAUCUUUGACUUUUCUAGCGUAUUAAUUUGAGGCGAGAACUCGAGCUUGUCGGGCGUAACCCCGCGACCGGUUUUAGGAUAUCGCCUUCAAAUUUUCGGGAUCUGAUAGAUAAUUAUGCCAUGUCAUAAAGUGUGUGAGGAAUUUUCGACUGAAGCUUGCUUCAAUGGCACUUUUCGUGCCCAAAUUUCGCCAGAAAUGAGAGUUCCAACUUCUUCUGAUUCGUGAUAUUUUGUUGACAGUGUCAAAUAACAAAAAGUCCUCACACAAUUUGGUAGAUUAUCUAUCUGUCAUUGAGAUGCAAUUACGUGCAAGUGCAUGUGCAAUAAAGCGAAGGUGGAUUACGCUCUAGAGUAAACUCCGUACUUUUGAGUUUAAGGCCUCAAAAUUUAAACACGGAAUUAGCUAUUGCAAAAAUAAAACUUGGAGGAGAUAACUCAAUCUAUUAUCUUUUAUUUGAUAUAUAGUUUGUACAUGUAGUGAAAAUUGCGGCGCGACAAUAGUUUUUUCGCGGACACGUCGUUUACCGAGAAAAUCCGUACAAACAGGGCGCGUCACUAUGCGCAGAAGGGGCGCGCAGUGCAAUUCAAGGGAAUUACCUUAACAAUGUCGACCAACAACACUCCUUUGUUUUGUUUAUCAUUAAAAUGUCAAAGGUCUAUUCGCAAGAAAACUUCAAAAUACCAAUCUAGGAAUGAAGUCUGGUAUGGUAUUGACGAUAAAAUAUCUUGGUUACUCGCUUGUAUUAGCCGAUGGAAAUGGAUGCUUUGUGUGACUACGCAUUAUACGGGAGCAUAAAAUGGCGGUGUGAUUGGCAAUCUUUAAAUGGUUAGUUAUGGUUCUUAUUGAUUUAACAACUUUUGUAUGUUUUCUAUCCUAUAAGAAUUUUAGUAAAUAGUAGAAUGUAAAAUAGAAUGUAGAAUAUUUCUACAAAUAUCCAUAAUCGAAUGAUUAGGUGCAAUUUUAAUAUUUCCAAAAAUAUUUAUUUGUAGUAUAUCACUAUAGAUUUCCAAAGCAUGAUUAUUAAUGUAUUCUACUGGAUUGUUACUUAUAUUCAAAUAAAACGUUGCAAAUAAAUUACUUAUCUGAAUUACCGUGUAGGCACUGCAUUUGGCAGUAAGGAAGCUAUUUUAGAGGGACCAUCUCAAAGGAAGAGUUACUUGUUUAACAAAAAAAUUUGCAAGGGAGAAGUACUCGAUGACAUUAGUAGACUGUGUAAGUUCUGUUUAAAUCAAAUAAAUGGUUGUAGCGUGAAAA